Molecule: messenger RNA, 1082 nt
Organism: Rotaria sp. Silwood1
Lineage: Eukaryota; Metazoa; Rotifera; Eurotatoria; Philodinida; Philodinidae
Source: the annotation of a GenBank genome assembly
AUGGAAACAGAGCAGUUUCUCGGCAAAACCGGCGUUCGUACAUUGUUCAACAUUGAAUGUGAAAGUGGUAAAGCAAUCAAGAACCAUUCACAUUAUGAAGGAGAAGAUGAAAUUUUACUUCUACCAGGCUUUCACUUUGAAGUUGUGGGCAAGACGAAUCCGGCUUCAGAUAUGCAUAUUAUUCAUAUCCGUGAAACAAUAUCUGAAAUUGAACUACUUGUACCGCCAUUCGGUCCGCGCAGACUCAUCACGGUAGUGCGAAGAAAGCAACAUACAAAAGAAAAACUACCAGCUUCUUCAGCAUCACCUACGGAUCAUAGUCUUACUGCUUCAAAUCCAGUUGUUACUGUUGUUCCAUCAAACAAACCUACAGCAACAUCGAUUUCAAAGAUUAAAGUUGAAAAAGGAAAAUCUUCUGCAGCGUCAGGAAACGCAGAAAAAUCCUCAGAUAUUUCUGCAAAGGAGGUAGUGUCAGAAGAAAUUAGGCGUAUAGCAGAGGAGCUCGUAACAAACACCGCUUAUCGAAAGCUAACAUUAUCUAACAUGGCAAUCAAUUUGGACGAAAUGCGAAUAAUUGCAGAGGCCUUAAAACAAAACACAACUGUUACACAAAUAAGCAUUUUUAAUAGCAACUUGGUAGAUGAACAGGUGACGUUGAUUGCAGAGGCACUUAAAUUCAACAAGACCUUGCAGCAGCUGAGCUUAUCCUAUAAUAAGAUAGGUGACGAUGGAGGUUUGGCUAUUGCAGAUGCAUUAACUAUGAACAAAACUCUAGAAUACCUAUGGAUGCAAGAAAACCAAUUAUCAAGUCAAGUGAAAACUAAGAUCGAGAAGGCAGGCGAAAAAAAUCCUGCUCAACGCAAGUGCACUACUUGGUUGUAAGAAAACAUAUAUGAUCUCAUGCAAGCAGUGAAACAGAAAUAGGAGCAAACUUUUCAGACACAACUUGAUGUUCUUUUCCAUUAAAACGUUCACACCUUUCCCUAAAAAAUACGCACAAAUAAGACGAACUUAUUUCCAUUCUUGAAAUGAAUUGCGCGAAACAAGCCAAUCUAGACGCCUAAAAGCGUGUGGGCCUGGGU